AUGGAGGCCAGAGCGAAAGCCACGCUUUGGCAAUCCGGCAAGACGUACCAGAAGGAAGCGAAGCCCAGCAACAGAGGCAGACGCAGAAACACAUUUUUUGGUCUCUCAUCGCGCCCGUACGUCCGGGCUUACGAGCGGAGGGCGGUACUAUCUGGAGAUGGCCUGGCUCGCUUACACCCUCACGAGCUCCGCCAACCUGAGAUCUUCCAUGUCGGCUUCAGUAAUGAGGAAGUGAGAUACUUGAGACAAAUCGCCAGACCUCUUUACGGUGCAAGGGGACACCGGGAGAUAACGGACAAGGAUGCCUGGGAGGACCUCCGCCAUCUCUCCAAAAAGGCCAGAAAGAGCCGGCGAAUGGAUGAGAUCUUGGCACUACAUGCACAGGGCUACCACACUACCUUGGACACCCCACCUAGGGAUCUGCUCACCCGAUCAGUUAGUGAUGUCGAGAACUUUUUAAUGGAUAUCAGCGAACGCAAAUGUCGUCCUACCCAACACAUACUCACACUCGGUCGCGAUGAAGGCCAGAACCCUGAGCUUAGUACUCGGACGGAUCCCGUACCUUCCCUUCUCUUCACCCGGGAGAUCGCCGGGAACCGUGGGUUCGGGUCUCUCAGACGGUACGAAAACUUCUCCACUGCGUUCAAGGUUACUUGGGAGGACCACCUGGAACCGCGGAUCGAGUGGACUGGCUGUGCUGGUGAUAUUUCGACUAUCAGCUGGGUGUCCAAAUCACAGUUCAUCUGUGGCACUACAACCCAUUCUGAUUCCCACAAUCAGCAAUACAACAAGCCUGGAAACCUGCUCCUGGGUUCGUGUCGGGGAACGUUGCGAGCAUAUCCCGAUCAUCGAAUCAUACGCCCUGGAGUGUCCCAUGGUGACAAUGCGCUUGCGUCCAUGGUCGAGAGCCAGGACCCUUGGUUGUUCAGCUCGGUGGUCUCAUCCGACUACGACGACAUGCACAAUUUGGCCUUCACGUCUAGUUUCGACCAAACUGUGAAGAUCUGGAAGGUCGAGAACGACUCCAUGACCGCAAUAGGAACCUGGGGACACGAAGGCCGGGUGAACUUUGUGGUGGCGUCUCAACACCCCUACGGCCUGGUAGCGACGGCUGCUGAUGUUCUCACCGACGCUGUUCGCGUUUAUCACUUCGAAUGUACUACGGACAACUUGCGGUCCCGGUUUGACGCCUACUCUUGCACACGAAUACACGACGAGGACUACGUACCAUCCGACAAAUGGGGCUAUUUCCCGGCAGCUAUACGAUGGGGCUUGGCGCCAGCAGUCCAGCACAUACUUCUCGUCGGCUACUCUCCCCGAAGCCUACACGGCGAAGAACACGAGAUUCCGGAAGACAAGGUCAACACGGGCGAGCUCUGUCUAUGGGACACCCUCACGAAGACGCAGAUUAAGGUCCAUGGCGGGGCGACGCAGAACGUCUUCGAGGUGAUUUGGCAUCCCUCUCGAGACAGUUUUGCCGCGGCAACCUCGAAGGCGGACAAUCUCGAGUCCAAGCUCGAGAAAAAAUACAUCAAGACUCAGAUCCGCAUUUUCGAGCGCAAUGCCGAUGACCAAUAUGGCACCAUCAAAACAUUAGACUGCGCCGCGGCCGACAUCAAUGAGUUGGCUAUGAGGCCCAACAGUGCUGCGUUCUCGUACAUUGCUGCCAGUUGCACUGAUGGCAAGGUAUACGUCUGGGACACAUCUGCGACUGAUUCUCCCAUGUGUGUCUUGGAACACGGAGAACCCGUGGAAGAGCUUUUAGGCGAUAGGGAGCAGGAGGACGUUGGAGUUAAAUUCGCAGCCUGGGGUUCGACCGCCGACCGUUUCUACACCGGGUCCUCAGAUGGAGUGGUCAAAGUCUGGAACAUCCGUCACGGAAAGGCUGUGCUCGUUCGGGAUCUGAUCGAGGUGGCUGGACCUAUCACGUUUGGUGCUUUCUCCCCAGAUCACACGAAGCUCGUCAUCGGAGACGGAACCGGCCGAGUCUGUCUUCUGACACUGGACGAGGAGCAGCCGGCCGCCACCGACUCGAACCCAUGCAUCCAACCCAGUUUCCUGAAGUUGCAGUCCGGUGGAGGUCAACAAAGGGUCAUCCGCCAUCCUCGCCCUUUCAUACCCCAUCCAGAAGUUCCGCCGCCAGACGCGAAGACUAGUCAAGAGCUGGCGAGAGGCUAUCUCGAGCGGCAAGAACUCGAAAUAUGUCCGAACCCCAAGAUCGGUGCGGUUCAGGGGCCGCAGUACGCCAACACCGGACUGUUCCGCGCCGAAGCCCACCGGAACGAAGAUCCAUCCCAGCCCUUGUUAGGGGCUUUCGAAAGACAGCAGCAGGAGAACGUAAUCGAGGACGAACCUCGAAGGGCACUGAAGAUUAAAGACAUAGAAGAAGCAGACAUUGUUCAACGGGAUACUCACAUGAAGAACAAAUCGGUGACAUCGGCGGACUUAGAUAUUACUAGUCUCGAUAUAAACACUCGAUUAGAACUCGAAGCGGAGAGAGCCGAGGUGUGUGUACAGUACGACUAUAGAUACGAAGAAGACUAG
Molecule: messenger RNA, 2544 nt
Organism: Pseudomassariella vexata
Lineage: Eukaryota; Fungi; Ascomycota; Sordariomycetes; Amphisphaeriales; Pseudomassariaceae
Product: WD40-repeat-containing domain protein
Exons: 2
Coding region: 1-2544 (847 amino acids)
Biological process (GO): regulation of actin cytoskeleton organization; TOR signaling
Cellular component (GO): TORC1 complex; TORC2 complex
Molecular function (GO): protein binding
Source: RefSeq, a predicted model, not a curated record